This is a messenger RNA of Anarrhichthys ocellatus (wolf-eel), 399 nucleotides long. RefSeq names its product upper zone of growth plate and cartilage matrix associated a (gene ucmaa). NCBI's taxonomy places the organism in Eukaryota, Metazoa, Chordata, Actinopteri, Perciformes, Anarhichadidae. Gene Ontology annotation, biological process: regulation of osteoblast differentiation; embryonic skeletal system development. The transcript is spliced from 5 exons. Gene Ontology annotation, cellular component: extracellular matrix. Bases 1 to 399 code for a protein of 132 amino acids. The record is from RefSeq and is a predicted model, not a curated record.
AUGUCCUGGACUCGAGUCUUCGUGCUCUCUUUGCUCACCACCCACCUCAUCCUCACCUUUUCCAGUGUGGUGAGAAGCGUGGCGGUGCGGGGCGACUCAAAAGCAGCCGAUCCUAAAGGUGCAGCGCGGCAAGUGUUCAUGCCCGAGUUGGACGCCUCCAACUUCUUCAAGGGCCGCAGUCGCCGCUCAACCCGAUACUAUGAGCUGCAAGCCGAGCAGAGGGUAAGGCUUUCCUUGAACGAGCGGAGGAGGGAGUACAACGAGGAGCAAAGGGACGAGUACGACAACUACAUCAAGGAGGAGCGCGACGAGCAAAACGAGAGAUCGAGGGAGACGAACGAGCAGCUGCGAGAGUAUCACUACGACGGCCACCAACCUCGCUACUACUGGUUCCACUGA